Molecule: messenger RNA, 2439 nt
Organism: Candoia aspera
Lineage: Eukaryota; Metazoa; Chordata; Lepidosauria; Squamata; Candoiidae
Gene: RFNG
Product: RFNG O-fucosylpeptide 3-beta-N-acetylglucosaminyltransferase
Exons: 8
Coding region: 281-1555 (424 amino acids)
Biological process (GO): regulation of Notch signaling pathway
Cellular component (GO): membrane
Molecular function (GO): O-fucosylpeptide 3-beta-N-acetylglucosaminyltransferase activity
Source: RefSeq, a predicted model, not a curated record
CCUGCCCUCCCACUUCCACGUCCGGAUCACUCAACGCAACCGGGUCAAGCCGGCGACAGGUGAAAAAUCCUGUGUUUUAGGAUGACAAAUCCAGACGCAAGUAUAGAAAGAAAUCAACCUCUAUAAUGAUUGAGUGCCACAAAAAUGAUGCUGUGUGGCUAAAAAAUUCCCACAACUUCAGUAAUUUUUACACAAUUGGGCUUCAUUUCAAAGGCUUCAUCAUCGCUGGGAAGUGAUAUCCCAGUGUUACAAGAUGGCAAAGGCCCUUAGGGGCUGAAGAAUGAUCUUUUCUAGCAUUAGGCUCAGUAAGAUAUGCUUCCUGCUCUCAGUUAUCACUUGUACAGUUCUCCUUUUGCUAAUUCCUAAAUUCCAAUCCAGCUGGAAAUUUAGGAACUAUCCUCAGCCACGCCCAUCGCUUGUUUUUAAUAUUUCCAACAAGAAUGAUAUCCCACUGCAGCAGGUGGAGUUCAAUUCCUCUGAUCCUUUAGAUGCUGAGAUUAACAAUAUACUGCCCUUGAUAAAAGGGAACCUACUAGAAAAAUGGAGUCAUUAUGUUAUAGACACUGGUCGAUCCCAUCUGAAAGCUAAUGGAGAGAGAAAUGAAAGGCCACACAGCGCGACACAUAUGGAAUCUGCUGAAGUCUCUGCUAAGGAAAAGUUGGAACUGAAGGAUAUUUUUAUUGCUGUGAAAACCACAAGGAAAUAUCAUAAAACAAGGCUGAACUUGCUCUUCCAAACAUGGAUAUCUCAGGCCAAAGGACAGACAUUUAUAUUCACAGACUGGGAAGAUCGUGAGCUGCAUCUUAGAGCAGGGGAUCACAUAAUUAAUACCAACUGCUCAGCUGUUCACACCCGCCAAGCUCUCUGCUGCAAGAUGUCAGUGGAAUAUGAUAAAUUUCUAGAGUCUGGGCGAAAGUGGUUUUGUCAUGUAGAUGAUGACAACUAUGUGAAUCUGCAGAGCCUCCUGAGACUUUUGUCUGCUUUUUCACACAGCCAAGAUAUAUAUAUAGGAAGACCAAGUCUGGACCAUCCAAUUGAAGCAGCAGACCAUAUCCAGAAUGAUGGAUCAACUACUACAAAAUUCUGGUUUGCCACAGGUGGUGCUGGGUUUUGUAUCAGCAGAGGCCUGGCCCUCAAGAUGAGCCCAUGGGCUAGGUAUGUGCAGCUUGGAACGUUUGCUCCCACCCCUCGACCUGAACAGAUCGGAGGAGAGAUUCAUUCCUUGAUUUUUGCUUUUGGUAGCCUUGGGAGCUUCAUUAGCACUGCAGAGAGAAUUCGCCUCCCUGACGACUGCACCAUUGGCUACAUCAUCGAGGGGCUCUUGGAAGUGAAACUGUUGCACAGCCCCUUGUUUCACUCUCAUCUGGAAAACCUACAGCGGCUGCGUGAUGGAGCUGUGCUCAGACAAGUUACCUUGAGUUACGGUGGCCCUGAGAAUAAACGCAAUGUUGUGAGUAUGGGUGAAGUAUUCACUGUACAACAAGAUCCAACUCGGUUCAAAUCUGUUCACUGCCUCCUCUACCCUGAAACUCUGUGGUGCCCCACUCUACCCUGAAACUCUGUGGUGAAAUGAUAUCUACCCUUUCAUGUGAGUCUCUUAUACAGCUCUCUUUAAAUGAAUAACCAGAGCUAUAUUUUGGAGGAAAAAGAAAGACAAAGCAAGUCCCAAACAAACCAGUCACUCUUCAAAAUAAUGCUUGAGAAGAACUUUGGCCUUGGGCACAUUAUAAAUAAUAUCUGCAAUGUUUCUUUUUCAGGCUCAAAUAUAUAUUUGCUGAAACAUAACCAUUCCUGCACUGCAAUACUGUAAUGCAAUUUCAAUGUAAAGUUACAGUCUGGCACUGUAGCAAUAUGGCUGAUAAAUAGACCUUUAUAAAAAUGUUUGGAGCAAAGCAUAGCUUUUUUGUUGUUAUUAGGGCAAGUGUUCUUAUUUGGGAAGGUAGUAUAAUCAAGAAAGUAUUUUUGUUAAUUCUGCCUUACUAAUUGUAUUCCUGUGGAACCACAGUGGAAAUGUCAGAAAUGUCAUCUCUUACAGUAAAUAUGAGACAAGCCAAUCCCUAGCAACUUCUCUGCUCUAUGCAAUAGGAGAACCUCUUGCCUUCAUGGCCCUUUAAAGUUGGCUUUCAUUCUUGCCUUUUUGGACGUUCUCCACUGUUACGCUCAAGUCCCAAAGUGAUUGGUCUUGGAUAUUUUCUAACCACUAACUGUUUCUAGGUAUUGAAACCGGUAUUUCUGUUGGCUGGGCCAUCAUAUGAGUCUUACAUGUUAUACUGCAGCUAACUUCCUAACUUGAUACACCCAACACUCAGUAAUUGGAUCUUUGAGAAAAUGAGUAUUAGCAAGCAAGCUUGUAAAAGGAUGGACCAUGAUGUAUUUUGAGGGUUGUCCACUGGUUCUGUGGUUGACUUGGUCAACUUAAUAAAGGAUAUUUCUGAGUCA